This is a messenger RNA of Rotaria sordida, 591 nucleotides long. Lineage: Eukaryota; Metazoa; Rotifera; Eurotatoria; Philodinida; Philodinidae. The record is from the annotation of a GenBank genome assembly.
AUGGGAAAUGAACAAUCGACAGGAACUAGUUCGAAUACAUCAACAACUUCGAAAACACCAGUCUAUCAUCCAAAUAUAACUGUUGUUAAUUCUGGUCCAACAACUGCAACUGGUUCGAAUACAACAGCAUCAAAUUCAUCUGUAUUAGAUGAUAGUGAUUUAAAUAAAUUAGUAGCUAUUCCAAAAUUUUUACCUAUUCUUCGUUCAUCAAUUAAUCAACAAAAUGAUCCAACACAAAUACCACAUCUUGAGAAUGGACCGCUUUUACAAUUAUCUACACGUUUACAAAUACAUUUUCGUUUUUGUGCUGAAAUUGUUCAAAAUGAACAAACACAAAUAAUAAAUCGUAUGAAAGAAGUUGAUACACGUUCAAAUGCUGUACAACAACGUCUUAUUGAUAAACAAAAACGUUUCCAUGGAUAUUGUGAACAAUCAAAAAAAUUACGUGAUGUUGCAACAUCUUUAAAACGUCUUGAUCAAUCAUUAACUGAAUUAGCUAAUCGAAUGCGUGCAAUUAAUUUAUGUUUACCACCGGAUGAUCAAUUACCAACAUUAUCUUUUCGUAAUAAAUCAACAAUAUCUUCUUGUUAA